Molecule: messenger RNA, 176 nt
Organism: Calliphora vicina (urban bluebottle blowfly)
Lineage: Eukaryota; Metazoa; Arthropoda; Insecta; Diptera; Calliphoridae
Gene: prim
Product: primacord
Exons: 1
Coding region: 17-175 (52 amino acids)
Source: RefSeq, a predicted model, not a curated record
AAGUGAAACAUUUAUCAUGUGUUUGUACAUGGGUGUUGCCGAACAUUUAGUUGACAUUUUGACUUUUUGUGUGUGUCGUGCGAUUGAAAUGUCGAUAUUUGUAUUGAUGAUGACAUGUGGCAUCACACUGCAAGACGCUCUAGAAGAGCCACCACAUGUCAUUCACACAGGCUAAG